Centropristis striata (black sea bass) is the source of this 4054-nucleotide messenger RNA. RefSeq names its product abl interactor 2-like. The transcript has 12 exons. Lineage: Eukaryota; Metazoa; Chordata; Actinopteri; Perciformes; Serranidae. The record is from RefSeq and is a predicted model, not a curated record. The coding region runs from base 27 to 1700 and encodes 557 amino acids. Gene Ontology annotation, molecular function: SH3 domain binding. Gene Ontology annotation, cellular component: lamellipodium.
CACACGGCUCCGCUAAAGAUGUGAAAAUGGCGGAGCUACAAAUGCUUCUGGAAGAGGAGAUUCCAGCAGGUCGAAGCGCACUACUAGACAGUUUCACUAAUUUGGAAAGAGUCGCGGAGUACUGCGAAAGCAACUAUGUCCAGUCUCCAGACAAGCAGAGGGCGUUGGAGGAGACCAAGAACUACACUACCCAGUCUCUGGCCAGCGUAGCCUACCUGAUCAACACGCUGGCCAAUAAUGUCCUGCAGAUGCUUGACAUCCAGGCCUCGCAGCUCCGCCGUAUGGAGUCCUCCAUCAACCACAUCUCACAGACGGUGGACAUCCACAAAGAGAAAGUGGCCCGGCGGGAGAUUGGCAUCCUCACCACCAACAAGAACACAUCCCGCACACACAAGAUCAUCGCCCCAGCCAAUCCCGAGAGGCCUGUGCGCUACAUCCGCAAGCCCAUCGACUACAGCAUGCUAGACGACAUGGGACACGGAGUCAAGUGGUUGCAAAGGUUUAAGGCCAGCGCUCAGAACAUGAAGGCCGGAGGAGGUGGACUCCCUCGCACAAACCCCCCCACACAGAAGCCACCCAGCCCGCCCAUGUCAGGGAAAGGGACCCUUGGGCGCCAUUCCCCCUAUAGGACGCUUGAGCCGGUGCGUCCACCCGUUGUCCCUAACGACUACGUCUCAAGCCCGACGCGCAACAUGGCGCAACCCCAGCAGAGCCCUGCACGCACUGCAUCCGUUAAUCAGAGGAACCGCACGUACAGCAGUGGGAGCAGCGGAGGCAGCCACCCCAGCAGCAGCCGCAGCAGCAGCCGAGAGAACAGCGGCAGUGGCAGCGUGGGCGUGCCCAUCGCCGUGCCAACCCCAGCCCCGCCCACCGCCUUCCCAGCCCCAGUCCCAUCCAACCCGGCUAAACCUCCCCCCAACACUGCCACCACCCCUGGACCCCCUACCUCUGCCUUAGACGGCCCCCCACAGGCCCCAAACCCCCCUGUAGAGAUCCCGCCUGUACCCCCGCCCCCUCCCCAGCUCCCUGCCUCUGCGGCCCCCACUGGCACAGGCCCCGCUACUUACGGCAACCCUGCACAAGGUGCUCCUCAGUUCUACAGCAUGAACCGCCCGGCGCAGCAGCAGCCCCAGAACUCUCAGGUGGGAGGCUCGCUGCCGUACCGCCGGCCCUCGUCUGUCACCGGUCAGCCCAACAUGGUGCACAACCAGAGCCAGCUCAACGGGGGGCCGCACUUCGCCCAGAACCAAGCAGGCCCACUCGCGCCCCCUCCCCCCUCCAUGCAGAUCACUCCUCAGCUGCCUCUGAUGGGCUUUGUGGCCCGAGUUCAGGAGACUAUCUCAGACGUGCCGCCUCCGCCUCCACCUGCCGAGGAGCCGGUGUUUGAAGAGCCCACACCUCCGCCUCCGCCGCCGGAGGACUACGAAGACGACGAGGAUGAAGAGGAGUCGGCGGUGGUGGAGUACAGCGACCCAUACGCUGAGGAGGACCCGCCCUGGGCCCCACGCACCUACCUGGAGAAAGUGGUGGCCAUCUACGACUACACCCGAGACAAGGAGGACGAGCUCUCGUUCCAGGAGGGCGCCAUCAUCUACGUGAUCAAGAAGAACGACGACGGCUGGUACGAGGGCGUGAUGAACGGGACCACGGGCCUCUUCCCCGGCAACUACGUCGAGUCCAUCAUGCACUACGCCGACUGAACAAUCCCCCCUCUGGAGCUGGCGAGGAAGAGGAGGAGCGGGAGGAGCGUUUGAAGGGGAAGGGGAAAGGGGGAGGGAGGGGAGCCAAGUUAAAAGGUCAAAGACUUUGAUCAGACAGAGCAUGAUCACCUCCGGGCGGAGAGAGAAGAGAGAGACGGGGGGGAAGAAGAAGAAGAAGAAGAAGCUAAAGAAGUUGCAACAUGACAAACUGAUGCCCAGUCAUUCUCUCGACAUUGUAAAACAACCACUACUCUAGAUAUAUCCUUCCCUGUAAUAUUUCUUUCUUUGUUUCUUUAUUUGACUGAGGAGGACUGGACGGUCAAAGGAUUUAUUGUAUUUUGAGAGUUUUGCGUUACAUUAUGAGGCCACUACAUUGAUUUUUUGCUUCAUUUUUCUGUUUUUGUUUUACCAAUUUGCCCUUAUUUUAAAGAAUAUUUAUUUGGAUUUUGUAGUGGGAUAAAUGGCGAGCAGGCAGACGGGGCUGCUGAGAGGGAUUUAGUGGUGUGAGUUUACGACAAAGGGCUGGAGAGGAAUGCCUUCAUGUGUAGAUUUCCUCCUUAACACUCCAGAGAAGUUUUAGAGAAAAAUACUCCUCUAUAUAUAUAUAUAUAUACAUACAGUAUAAUGCAACAACAAUAUCCUCGGUAAAGGGGAAAAGAGUAGUUUCCGUACUUGACAAAUUACUUGUUAAGGUACCUCAGCAGAGCGUGCCAAAGCUGACGUUCACUCGGAUAAGCACAUCAAAUGUCUUAACACACGAAGCGAGAUAAAAGUGGGACAGAAGAGGCGCCUGAAAGCAAACAAAAAUGCCCCCGAGAGAGCAAAUUAUCCGCUUAUUUUUUUAAGUUAAACACAUAACCAGAAAUGUUUUGUCCGAGGUUUAACUCCAAACGGCGACAUUCAUUCACUACAUGCUUCACUUUGCUGGCCAGUGUGCAUUUAUUCCUGAGAAGGAGUCGUCAUCCAGCCCUCAAAUUAGAGAGGAGAGCGAGAUCCUCACUUGCACAAUGACCUGGAUUUUGAAGUCUUACUCUGCAGCUCCUGUCAUGAAUAAUAGAAGUAUAUUAGCUCAACUGGCGAGGCUAAUCAUUUGCAGUGUUCAUAUGCAUUUGAGACGAGGAUUUUUUUUUUAUUUUUGGCGUUUUACCACGGGGUCCAGAAUCUGGUUCUUGCUUGCAGAGCGGCAGACUGCAUGUUUCGACGAGGGGAAAUACAUUUCUCUUCUGCUCUACUGAUGAUUAAUGUCUUAAUAUUUUUAGAUAUGGUGUGGUUUGGUUUUUGAUAUAUUCACCCACGACGACGACGAUGCAUUUAGGUCAUUUCUAAGAUGCUUGUGCCAUAUUGAAGUGUGUGUUGCUGUUCAGAGGUUCUCACUUCAUUUGCAAUAAAUUGGCCAGAGGAGAGGGGUGGAUUGUCGUUGAAACUACAAAUCUUUCUUUAACUUUUUUAAUUUUCAAUUCUCCCGAGUUGUUUUAAAUCAAAAGCACAUACAUUUGUAGUAAAAAGGUGUAGAAGAAGAAAUAAUAUAAAUGUGAGAUGUAUUAUGUCCUCAAAACAGGACUUAUUGAAUAUGAAAAGAUGCCAGCUGUUGUGUUGAAAUGGUUUUAACCGUCGCAAGCCCCCGAUACUUCUUAAACGCCGUCGGUUUAGGCGUCGUUCGUCCUCCGUAAAGUUUCCGAUACGCUUGGCUGUUGGGUGUUUGCGAGGGCUCAGUGCUUGUACUUAUGUCAGAAUCUUUAUUUUCUAUUAAAAAAAAAAAGAGAAAUAAUAACAAGUGGGUCUGUAUGUGAGUCUUGCAUGCCAUUGUUCUUAUCUGUACUGGUGUCCCAAAAACCUACGUGGCGAGAUCACCCAUUGUUAAAAAGACAAGCAGCCCUGCAGCUCCGACCUGGAACCACCAGCCUCAUCCAAAGAGACUGUACAACUUUACUCAAGCCCACGUCCGAGGAGGCGCUCUCUGACCUGUGGGGGAGGAGGGGAGGGGAGGAGAGGGGAGGGACGAGACUUCCUCCCCUCCUGACAGUAGCCGUCAUUACGUCAGUGAUGAAAAAUCGUGUGUUUUAAAGCUGCUAGUGAAUCCUGCGGACAAAGAAACCCCCAACAGGUGACGAUAAAUGUAACACUCCAGAUUGACUCCUGUUUCCUAACACUCCUAGGAUGACACUAGAAAAAAAUAAAUAAAUAAGGCCCUCCUCCGUCUGCAGGAUUCACAGCUCCCUGGAGUCACAGACGUCCCCCGGGAUGUCAAGUUUAACAGUCUAUAAUGCCAUUGUGUUGCACAGUUAAAGUUGAAUUGCAGAAGUAUCAUAUUUGUAAAAUCAUGAGAUCAAAGACAAUAAAAUUAUUAAGAUUUA